AUGACAACAUUCCGUUUAGCAACAAUCAAUGUAGAUUCUUUUGAUAGACCUCCUAGUAUGUCAAGUAAUAUUUCUGAAUUAAUAUCAAUUCUUGAACCAUUCAAUCUCGAUAUAAUCGCCGUUCAAGAAAUUCAAAAUAAUGAUAAAUGGAAAGAAUUUUCUCGACGUCUUUCUUUAUCUUUUUCUGUAUAUGGACCAUCUAAUGGAACUUUUUGUAAUGGUAUUGCUUCUCGAUAUCCAAUUCGAUAUGCUAUUGAAAAUGUAACAUUUGCUGUAAUACAUUUAGAUUAUUUAGAUGAAGAUGAUCGAUUAAAACAAAUUAAAGAAUUUAAUCCAUAUGAACAUAAUAUUGAUAUACUAAUGGGUGAUAUGAAUGCAUUGACAAGAGAAGAUUAUUCAGAUGAUUAUUAUCGUAAUAUUGUUGUUGAAAGACGUGAAAAAUCUAAUUGGGAAAAACCUCAUUUUGAUUUAACUCAAUUAAUAACAUAUGAAUGGAAUUAUCAAGAUGCUUUUAAAAAGAUAAAUCCAACAUUGAAGAAUGAACAAGUAGCAACAUGUCCAUAUGGAACACGAAUUGAUUAUAUUUAUAUACAUCCUCGUAUUUAA
This is a messenger RNA of Rotaria sp. Silwood1, 606 nucleotides long. The record is from the annotation of a GenBank genome assembly. NCBI's taxonomy places the organism in Eukaryota, Metazoa, Rotifera, Eurotatoria, Philodinida, Philodinidae.